Molecule: messenger RNA, 1530 nt
Organism: Phytomonas sp. Hart1
Lineage: Eukaryota; Euglenozoa; Kinetoplastea; Trypanosomatida; Trypanosomatidae
Source: the annotation of a GenBank genome assembly
ACACCUUGAGUUGCAGGCAAGUUAAUUAUAACAGUUACAUCAAUAUUCGGUGAAAGGCUUUAGAGAGCACUUUUCCUUUUCCUUUUUACAUAUAUAUUACCCUAUCCAAAUAUUUUACUGGCAACAAAUUUUAAUCAACAAUAAUAUGGUAAGGAUGCCUGCAGUUACUAAAGAUUUCAAUACUGACAUUUAGUUUCAAGCAUCUACAGAUUCAAAGGAAAAUAGUGGAAUGCCUAGCCCACUAGAGCAGCGAUGAUGAAAGAAGUGAUUGGUCUCUCCAAUUCUAUCCCCUGCUUGUAUUGGCUGGUGCUAUUGAUGAUUUCAUGAUCUAUUCCAUUACUGCCCGUAUAAUGCCUAAUCCAGAAGGAACAUUGUGAGAAACUAUAUGAAACGAAAGGAUAGUUGAAUACUCUGUUCUCUAAGAUGAUGACAAGGAAGCUAACGAAUUCAAUAAUGAGGGUUUGCUGAAGAUUUCGCUCUUGUUAAAAUUAAGGGGAGGUCGUACGGUAUCGCCUUGCUCACUCAUCCAUUGAGCUGAGUACGUUAUUUAACACCCAUGGGAAGACUGAAUUACCAAAAACUAGUUACAGUACUCAAACGCGAUCUUCACAUACUCAUCGUGGAGGUUCGAACACCCACAAGUUUGAUAAGGAUACUCAUCAGUAAGAUGUGCACCUGCAGUUAGAUGAUCUAUGUUUCAUGACCAUAUAUGUCACAGUUGAUCAAACAUCAACAGCGAACCCCCCAAUGUAUUAAAAUUCACGGCCAUAGCUCGAUGAAAGACUGCCUGAAGUUCACAAUAUCAAAAGCCUCGUCAUUGCAUAGUGCUAUUGAUUAUCACCAUCAGAGUGGACACCGUUGUAGGAGAACGCAUAUGAUCGGGCGACCCUUGAUAUGUUACAGAUCUAGGCGAUACGCCAUAUGAAAAGCCUUAUUAACCCAUCUAAACUCUUUUCAUUUUUUUACUGUUCAGGUCUGAUCGUUUGAUUGUUUCUUUAUUUUAUUGUCAACACAAUUCGACAGGAUAUGUACAAUGAUAGAUCUGCGAACGUAAGCCUUCAUGAAUAGGUCUUAUUUUUUCUAAAGCAAAAUAACAACUUAGUAAAAAGGGAUAAAUUACUUUAUGGGUUGCCAUUUGGAGGGAGAACCCUGAUAACCCCCUUUCUUCAUAACCAGGAACAAAAUUUAUUGAAGAAAAAGAGAAAAUUUCCGCAUAUUCCACCGCUCCAACAUUGCAUAUACAUAUGCAUGCGCCUUUGCUUGAUUGAUUACAUAACAAAAAUAGAUCGCUAUACAAUUUGAAUAAAUGGGGGUGUGAAAAGCGAAUUCAAAUUUUAGUGGUAUUAGAACUGUUUGAAAUACAGACAUAUGCAAGGGGUAUAGGUACAGGGAACUAUCAUCAGUACCUCUAUUUGCCUUUAUGUUUAACGGAAUCUCAUGGAGUCGAACAUCUAGAGGAACUAUUUUUCAAGAUGAGAAUAUCAUAGUUUAUUGAGAGAAAAAUUAAGAAAUAUAUAACGAUGCCAGGAA